Messenger RNA from Calidris pugnax (ruff), 5044 nucleotides. Its product is annotated as acyl-coenzyme A synthetase ACSM4, mitochondrial-like. Gene Ontology annotation, molecular function: fatty-acyl-CoA synthase activity; fatty acid ligase activity. Gene Ontology annotation, cellular component: mitochondrial matrix. The record is from RefSeq and is a predicted model, not a curated record. Bases 2041 to 3783 code for a protein of 580 amino acids. NCBI's taxonomy places the organism in Eukaryota, Metazoa, Chordata, Aves, Charadriiformes, Scolopacidae. Gene Ontology annotation, biological process: acyl-CoA metabolic process; fatty acid biosynthetic process. The transcript is spliced from 14 exons.
AAAAAAAAAAAAAAAAAGUGUAACUACAACAUUUUUUAUAAUUGCAAAUAAAUGUGAAAUUAAUAAAACUAAUCUUUGUCCUGUAGUGGGUAUCAGCAAUGAAGUGAUAGUCUCUUCAAAAACUAUCACUGUUCCUGAGUGGAAGAAGAAAGACAAAUUCUUUAACUACUUCUCUUCAGCUUGAUGAAUUUGUGAUCUACUUAAAUGGUUAAAGUGAGGAAAAAGAGAAGAUACAAAGUGCUUUAGGUUAAGGUGCAAAUUAUGCACAAUUAACAAUGCUGUAAAUGAAUUACAAGGAAAAGGUUACUCCACAGAAAGAAUUGUGCUGCAUGGUCUGUUUUGUGCUAUGUUCUGUUCUCAUUACUUCAAAAGAGCAAAUGAUAAAGAAGAAGGGGUUUCACUCCAAAUCCUUUUUGAUGGAGCGUCCAGGUUUUGUGUCUCCAGAUAAAGACUAAUCCUUACAGUGCCAUGUUUGGGAAACACAUGUCCUGAAAGCCGAAUGAACCGAAUGAAGAGGAUCUGCCCCAGCCAGUUCUCAGUCUCUACUGUCCGCAGCAAACAGGUCAGGAAAAAGUUUGUCCAAAUUCCUAGUGUUGCUGAUCAUUGAGAAGAAGCAGAUGGUACUAAAUCAAGAAAAAUAAUUUCUGGUUCUUGCAGCAGUACAGAGGACUUUGCCAUUACUGGGUUUUUUCCUCAAUUUUCUUACUUUGUUUUUACUUCUAAGUUUACAGGUGAAAAAGUGGUAAAAACUGAUGAAAGCUUUCACAAAAAAAUCCUGGAUUUAAAAUGUUUUUCAACUUAUCAGUCUUGAAUACCAUUUCCAAUCUUGAAUACUGUUCCUGAAUGUUCUUUCUCUCCUCUUUUCUUUACAGGCCAUUCUGUAGAUUUUGUCAUUGCAGUGCUCUGAAUUCUGAAGAUUAUAGCUAAAUCGUAGAAUUACAGCAGACUAAGAAAUAAGAAAUACCUUACUAUGUUAUUAAAAAGAGUAAUCAAAAUUAUUAGGUUUUUCUGUUAAAAGAAUGAAAGUGAAUCCAUAGGUUUUAGCAUUAACAGUGGAGGUCACAACCUCAAAGAUUACAUAUUUAGGGAAUAUUUAAAAGACCAUUUUUCACCAAUAAAAUCUUUUUAGAUUCUUUUUUUCCACCAGGUCCUGUUAAUAGAGUUUUGAUUUAAAAUGUAAGUACCAUCUAAAUAAGUUUCUGCUCUGUAAUUCUGAUUCUGAAGUGGGUGGCAGUUAGAGACAUAGUAACAAUUUUAUAUCCAUGUCCUGUGAUUCUUUCUCAGAAGCAAAUGACAUCCUGUAGGAUUAUUUGCAGCUGGUCAGUAUUUUUCUGCCAUAGUCUGCAUAGAGCAUGGAGAACUACUGUUCAUUCUGACAAAGUAUCUGGUAUCUGUUCUGGGGGGAAUAUCUGCAUCCAGAUUUUUAAUGCUGUCAGAUAUCACUGAAAAAAUUUAAGUUAUGCAAGUUCUAGGUAUUUGAGUUCAUUCACCUGAUAGAUUAAAUAUUACUGUAAAAGUUCCUGCUAAGGAAUAAGGAAAUAAUUCCACUGUUAAAUAUGUUAUUUUUUCUUGGGGAUUAAAAUACGACCAAAACUGAGAUCCAUGCAUUAGAGAUGUAAAGAUAAGUGGUUACAGUUGAAGACAUGGGAUGAGGUAAAUGAAUAGAAAAUGAACUUAAAAACCCAGGACAAAGGGCAAGACUUUGCAGCUUUGCUCAGGCUACAGAAAUUCCACAUGGAAAAGAAUUGAAUCAAGAGUUUACCUAUAAUUUUGUUCCUAGGUUGUGAAUGGAUUAAUCCUUUGUAAGAACAGAAAAGAAAAUUAACCUGUAUUUCAACAGUCACUCACCUAACCUUGUAUUGAGUUUAGUAACCUGUGUUUAGUGGUUGAAGAAGGAAAAUCGAUAGGUGAUAGGCCUCCAGGACUCCACUGGCUCCUGCUCUGACUGCGGGCUCUUCCUGACACGAACCAGGAUUCAUAGCAACAAUUCUGCAACUUUCCUUAUAUAGUCUACAGCAUCUACGUACAUCAUCUUCUGCCAUGAAGUCGUUGUUUAAAUUACAGACCCUAAAAUCCUUGUGGACUCUGAAGCCUCCUAAUAGGAUUUUCCGUGGACACCCCAGGCUCUUUGCCUCUGAUGUGUAUUCACAGUACGAGUCAGUCAGACGCGGCGAACAGCAAAUACCAAAGUACUUCAACUUUGCAAGUGAUGUACUGGACAAAUGGUCUGAGCUUGAAAAGGCUGGAAAGAGACCAUCAAACCCUGCCUUUUGGUGGGUAAGUGGAAAAGGAGAAGAAGUGAAGUGGAGCUUUGAGGAGCUGGGGUUCCUGUCUCGGAAAGUGGCCAAUGUGCUGACUAAAGUAUGUGGACUGCAGAAAGGGGACAGAAUUGUUGUGAUUCUGCCACGAAUCCCAGAAUGGUGGCUGGUGAACGUGGCUUGCAUGCGAGCAGGAAUUGUCUUAAUUCCAGGAAUAUCCCAAUUAUCAGCCAAAGACAUAUUAUAUCGACUCCAGGCAUCAAAGGCCACAGGCAUCGUUACCGAUGACACACUGGCUCCUACUGUGGACUCAGUGGCAUCUGAGUGUCAGUUUCUGAAAACCAAGCUAAUCGUGUCCAAAGGCAGUAGGGAGGGAUGGCUGAACUUCACUGACCUGUACAAAAACCAAUCUGAUGACCAUUCCUGCGUCAAAACAAGGAUUCAAGACUCAAUGAGUAUCUUCUUUACCAGUGGAACCACAGGUUCUCCAAAGAUGACUGAACAUUCCCAGGGUAGUCUUGGUUUCAGACCCCUUUUAAGUGAAAGGUACUGGUUGGAUUUGACUCCCUCAGACGUGAUAUGGAGCACAGCUGACACCGGAUGGAUACUGGCUUCACUGGCAUCUGUUUUUGAUCCCUGGGUUUUUGGAUCAUGCAUCUUUAUCCAUAAGCUACCACAGAUUGAAUCAGCAGCCAUCCUAGAUACUCUCUGCAGAUUCCCUAUUGACGCGCUGGUUGGUGCUCCAACAUUGUUCCGCAUGCUGGUACAAAAUGAUCUCUCCAAGUACAAAUUCAUGAACCUGAGGCACUGCAUGAGUGGAGGGGAGCCACUCAACCCAGAAGUCAUGGAGCAGUGGAAAAGCAAGACUGGACUGGACAUCCAUGAAGUAUACGGCCAGACUGAAACGGGAAUAAUCUGUUCUGUUUUUAAAGGAAUGAAGAUUAAACCUGGAUCAAUGGGGAAAGCAGCUCCCCUUUUUGAUGUUCAGAUCGUGGACAAAAAUGCUAAUGUUCUGCCUCCAGGACAACAGGGGGAAAUUGCUGUCAGAAGCAAACCUAUAAGACCACUUGGUUUAUUCUCUGAAUAUGUAGAUAAUCCUAAAAAAACAGCAGAAAGUGAACGUGGGGAUUUUUAUGUCACUGGAGACAGAGGGACUAUGGAUGAAGAUGGAUAUUUUCGGUUUAUUGGAAGAGACGAUGACAUCAUCAUUUCUUCAGGAUACCGCAUUGGGCCAUUUGAAGUAGAGAGUGCCCUGAUAGAGCACCCAGCAGUAGCAGAAACAGCUGUUGUCAGCAGCCCAGAUCCCCUCAGAGGAGAGGUUGUGAAAGCAUUUGUGGUCCUGUCCCCUACCUUUUCAUCCACUGACUUGAAGAGCUUAACCUGUGACUUGCAGGAACAUGUCAAGAAAACUACUGCUCCAUAUAAAUACCCUAGAAAGGUGGAAUUUGUCCAAGAGCUGCCAAAGACAGUCACUGGGAAGAUCAAGAGGAACGAAUUAAGAAACAAAGAGUGGGGACGGAUGUAGCUUUACUUGAAAUUUAACAGAGCUUCUUUCAUUCCAUUAAUGCUAUAUAAAUCUCUUUGAUAUAACUGCCUUCCUUCUAAUCUAUUUUUGUUAAAUGCCUGAGCAUCAAAAACUGUAGAGAACAGCAAGAGGUGAUGUUUGCACCAGCUUGCCAAGCUUCUAAUGUUGCUGAAGCACUGUUGGGAAAGGGAACAAACUGUACAACUCCACUGUAGUUCUCAAUGUCCACGAGCCCACCAGAAUUUGGCUGGUAACCCAUCUCUUUUAGAUAGUGUCCAACAUCAGUGAAGAGAUAUUGUUGGUAUCGGUUGUCUAGCUCCAAGCUGCAGAAAAGGCAGGCAUGGAUUUGAGUGGUUCAAGUGCCCUCUUCUUAAAUACAGCAUGUUUAAACUAAAGCAGCCCACCUGGCAUUUACUGAAGAUGGAAAGACGCCUCUUUAUUGAUCCCACCAUAUGACCUUCAUAAGCCUUUCUUGUUUAAUACAUGCAUUGAUGACAAGCAGCACCAGCUUCUUUCAUGCUUUUUCCUCUAAUACCCUCUCAUACAGUAGUUUCAUUGCUUGCCCUCUGUUCUGAUCUUUGCACGCAAUAGACAAAACUCCUCUACCACUUCUGGUGGUCUUUAAAAUGAAGUUUGCUGCUGGGCAGGUGACCCAAUUUGUAGAACAGACCAUGGUUCUUUGCCGCAGUAUGUGCUUGCUACAGAACCAGUCUAUUUCUGCAGCCGUUUGCAGGUGAAUCCAGUGAAAAAACUCCCUUGAUCUUGUUUGGAUGAUCACGUCUCUGUUUAACAUUUAGCUCUUAGCUUUAUGGAGAAGCAUGUACUGUAGUGUACACACCCUUACUUCUUACAGUUGCACAUGCAAUAGUGGGCAAAACUUACUUUAAGGUUAUAUUAGUUCUUAGCUGUUUGUCCUCAGGGUUUUUUUUAAAUUUUCUGUACUCAAAGAAGAUUUCAUUUUCUGGCAUGAAUUUUCAUUAAUUGACAAAAGCAUUCCCAGCCUUCGAGUCCUCUUCUGUUCAUUAAAUAAGAAGAAAUUGCUGGAGAACAAUAGCAUCUUUAGGCAGGAAAGAAGGUCUUUUAUGGCUGUGUCUCACUGCCUGGAGUUCUGUGUCUACUGUAAAGUACUGUGCAGCUGUAAAGUAAGAUUUGGGGAAUUCCAAUUUUGAGAAAGUGAAAUAUUUUCUUUCUUGAGAGUAAACACUUUGUUUAUGUCAGUGAAACAAUUUCUGUUCUAGCAACUGCUGAAAUGAAAGCAAUU